AAGAAGAAGAAGAAGAAGAAGAAGAAGAAGAAGAAGAAGAAGAAGAAACUAAAACAAAAAAACAACCGCCACCCCAGUAGAACAUAUUUGCCACCACCAAGUGACUGCAGAACCUAGCCGGUACCAAAAAAAGAUUUGAAUCCGGAACUUAUUGUACAGUACUUGUUGUAGUGGGGAGCUAUUUGACGCCCUUAAGUAUUUCCGGAAAUAACACAUGCAAGGGUAAUCUUUACAUAACCUUUGUCAUUAAAAUUCUACACAUAUUGGAGUGACAACAUACCUGCACUCAAGCAUGAAUGUGAACCAGGGACAGUGGGUAGCGACCCGUUGAUUCUGGCUACCGCUGGAUAUGACCACACAGUGCGGUUCUGGCAGGCCCACAGCAGCAUCUGCACCAGGACAGUCCAGCACCAAGACUCUUGAACUCCCUCGAAGUUACUCCCGACAGAAGUAUGAUUGCAGCUGCAGGUUAUCAACACAUCCGUAUGUGUGAUCUAAACUCCAAUAACCCAACCCCGGUCAUAAACUAUGACGGCGUCAGUGGACUUCCAUGAGGACGAUCCCUGGAUGUACACAGGAGGAGAGGACUGCAUGGCUCGCAUCUGGGACCUGGGGUCAAGGAACCUGCAAUGCCAGAGGAUCUUUCAGGUCAAUGCUCCCAUAAACUGUGUGUGUGUCUUCAUCCCAACCAGGCUGACUUGAUCGUGGGGGACCAGAGCGGUGUGAUCCAUAUCUGGGAUCUGAAGACCGAUCACAAUGAGCAGCUUAUUCCUGAACCAGAAGUGUCCAUCAACUCAGUCCACAUCGACCCUGACGCCACCUACAUGGCAGCAGUCAAUGGCUCGGGAAACUGUUAGGUGUGGAACCUGGCAGGAGGGAUGGGUGACGAGGUGACACAGCUCACCCCAAAAACCAAGAUCCCCGCUAAUAAGCACUACUCCGUCCGCUGCAAAUUCAGCCCUGAUUCUACGCUGCUGGCAACCUGCUCGGCAGACCAGACGUGUAAGAGGAGGAUGUCUAACGAUCAUUACUAAAUGAGUUGUGUAUUGACACUUUAUCUAGCUCUGUUCCUGGAAAUCUACCAUCCUGGAGGUUUUCACUCCAACCCUAAUCUAGCGCAUCUGAUUAUAAUUAUUAGCUAGUUGAUAAACUUAAUCAGAUUAGUUACAACUGGGGUUUGAGCAAAAACGUACAGGAAGGUAGCUCUUCAGGGACAGGGUUGAAGUGAAAACGUACAGGAGGGUAGCUCUCCAGGGACAGGGUUGAAGUGAAAACGUACAGGAGGGUAGCUCUCCAGGGACAGUGUUGAAGUGAAAAUGUACCGGAGGGUAGCUCUAGGGAAAGGGUUGAAGUGAAAACGUAGAGGAGGGUAGCUCUCUAGGGACAGGGUUGAAGUGAAAAUGUACAGGAGGGUAGCUCUAGGGAAAGGGUUGAAGUGAAAAUGUACAGGAGGGUAGCUCUUCAGGGACAGGGUUGAAGUGAAAAUGUACAGGAGGGUAGCUCUCCAGGGACAGGGUUGAAGUGAAAACCUACAGGGUAGCUCACUAGGGACAGGGUUGAAGUGAAAACCUACAGGGUAGCUCUCUGGGGACAGGUUUGAAGUGAAAACCUACAGGGUAGCUCACUAGGGACAGGGUUGGAGAGAACUGAACUAGAGUAAAUGAUUGUUUUGCGGUUGAAAGUGACUGACUUCCAUCCUAGUGUGGCUAGAUUGACUUAACUGACUUUGGGCAGUUCUGACGUAACGAUCAAUAAAUGUGUGAUGCAUGUGUUACAGCCUCUUCUGACAACCUGGCACGGCAGUGGUGUGUGGAGACCAGGGAGAUUAAGAGGGAGUACAGCAGAGUACAUCAGAAGGCUGUGGUGUGUCUGGGCUGAUGAGGAGCUACUCUAUAGCGAACCUCUGUGACUGUAGAUAAAUAUCCACACAGCUGUUUGUCUCACAGCGAAGCUCUUUGACUGUAGAUAAAUAUCCACCUGUCUAUGUCUCUCACAGCUUCUGCUUGCACAAUAGUUUAUUUAUGAGGGGAGAGGCUCUUUAUAUUUGUCAAAAGGUCUACAUUGAAACAGCCUGGGGAUACAGGGAGAGUGUGUCAUGGCCUUGUUUGUCUUAUAGCUUGGGCAAGGAGUUUUGUGAUGGGCCACAGCUAGAUGAAUGUAUUUAAAUUCACUAACUUAAUCAAAGGUGAAAGGUCUCAAAAGUUAAGUCUUUAAAAAAUCUGAUGGAUAUCUGGAAAGAGGACUGCAUCCCACACGUGACUGUACAGGAUAUAACAGGGCUGCAUCCAACCAGUGACUGUCCAGGAUAUAACAGGGCUGCAUCCCACCAGUGACUGUCCAGGAUAUAACAGGGCUGCAUCCCACCAGUGACUGUACAGGAUAUAACAGGGCUGCAUCCCACCAGUGACUGUCCAGGAUAUAACAGGGCUGCAUCCCACCAGUGACUGUCCAGGAUAUAACAGGGCUGCAUCCCACCAGUGACUGUCCAGGAUAUAACAGGGCUGCAUCCCACCAGUGACUGUUCAGGAUAUAACAGGGCUGCAUCCCACCAGUGACUGUCCAGGAUAUAACAGGGCUGCAUCCCACCAGUGACUGUCCAGGAUAUAACAGGGCUGCAUCCCACCAGUGACUGUCCAGGAUAUAACAGGGCUGCAUCCCACCAGUGACUGUCCAGGAUAUAACAGGGCUGCAUCCCACCAGUGACUGUCCAGGAUAUAACAGGGCUGCAUCCCACCAGUGACUGUCCAGGAUAUAACAGGGCUGCAUCCCACCAGUGACUGUUCAGGAUAUAACAGGGCUGCAUCCCACCAGUGACUGUCCAGGAUAUAACAGGGCUGCAUCCCACCAGUGACUGUCCAGGAUAUAACAGGGCUGCAUCCCACCAGUGACUGUCCAGGAUAUAACAGGGCUGCAUCCCACCAGUGACUGUCCAGGAUAUAACAGGGCUGCAUCCCACCAGUGACUGUCCAGGAUAUAACAGGGCUGCAUCCCACCAGUGACUGUCCAGGAUAUAACAGGGCUGCAUCCCACCAGUGACUGUCCAGGAUAUAACAGGGCUGCAUCCCACCAGUGACUGUCCAGGAUAUAACAGGGCUGCAUCCCACCAGUGACUGUCCAGGAUAUAACAGGGCUGCAUCCCACCAGUGACUGUCCAGGAUAUAACAGGGCUGCAUCCCACCAGUGACUGUCCAGGAUAUAACAGGGCUGCAUCCCACCAGUGACUGUACAGGAUAUAACAGGGCUGCAUCCCACCAGUGACUACAGGAUAUAACAGGGCUGCAUCCCACCAGUGACUACAGGAUAUAACAGGGCUGCAUCCCACCAGUGACUGUUCAGGAUAUAAGAGGGCUGCAUCCCACCAGUGACUGUCCAGGAUAUAACAGGGCUGCAUCCCACCAGUGACUACAUGAUAUAACAGGGCUGCAUCCCACCAGUGACUGUUCAGGAUAUAAGAGGGCUGCAUCCCAUGUGUGAUCGUACGGGAUAUGAUGAAUUCCAGUAACAAGACUAACUGGUGUGCAACAUUUACUCUGUGGUGCUUUUGUCUUGACACUCACACUUGACACACACUUUUUAGUGAGAAGUGUUAGCAUCUUUCCAUUUUCUUUCUUUUUAGUACCCUAAAAAAGAGAAUCUAUACACAACUUGGUUUAUUGAAGGGAUCAAGUCAUUUUAAGACAUUCCUGCAAACAGGAAUGGUUACACACAUGAUGACUCAUCUGCUGUGGGUUACAGUACAGGAAAUAACAAGAACAAAAAGAACGGACAACUCUGCCACAAGGGAACGUAUUAAACAUUAAGGAAAGGUGACGAGGGUAGUCUGCAGAUAAACUUCACAGCUUGUUACCGUCGCUUAUCUCUCAGAAGGGAAAGGACUGGAGCGGAGGCAUAGGAGGGACUAAGGUGGCAGGGGCUGCAGUAUUGAGAGUGAAAGCCAGCUCCUGUUCCCCGGUUGUAUUCAGUGUUUUUUGGAGCCGGCGACACUCCGGUUUCUUAGCGGGGAUGAGAAGUAGCACUUUGUUUCCCUGAUAAGCGCUGGUAUGUGCUGCCUGAGACUGGAUGAUGGCAGGUCACUCCGGCAGGGAGUAGAAGCAGACAGACACACAGAUGUUACUAGGGAAGCAGAUGUCUAUGCAGAAGUAGACUAAACGCUGUUUACCUGGACCUUCACAGAGCGAGAGAGAGAAGGUCUGUUACUUAACAGGCAGUUUGGUAGAAAAGACCAACAAAACCUCAAAGUAUGCAAGUCAUAACUACUGCCUGCUAAUGGAACCGUAUCUCCAUUGAGUUUUACUCACUUGGUGAUUCAGAGUGGCAAAUUCAUCCUCUCAAAUAGUUGGCUAUCAGUGCUCUCUGCUACAGAGAGAGUUAGAUACUGUAUUGGUCAUCUACCUGCUGUAGUUAGGUAGCAGUGAGUUUAGCCUAAAGGUUGUUCUUCUUAUUUACUGCUGUGACUUUGUAAAGGUCACACAGCACUGUUUUUCAGGAUUAUGUUUCUCACGCUGUUCUGGAAAGAUCUGCCAGCACAGACAGGGAGCAAGGAGCUGCUCUAUUCUGGAAACAUCUGCCAGCACACAGACAGGGAGCUGCUCUAUUCUGGAAACAUCUGCCAGCACACAGACAGGGAGCUGCUCUAUUCUGGAAACAUCUGCCAGCACGCAGACAGGGAGCAAGGAGCUGCUCUAUUCUGGAAACAUCUGCCAGCACACAGACAGGGAGCUGCUCUAUUCUGGAAACAUCUGCCAGCACACAGACAGGGAGCUGCUCUAUUCUGGAAACAACUGCCAGCACGCAGACAGGGAGCUGCUCUAUUCUGGAAACAUCUGCCAGCACGCAGACAGGGAGCUGCUCUAUUCUGGAAACAACUGCCAGAACGCAGACAGGGAGCUGCUCUAUUCUGGAAACAUCUGCCAGCACGCAGACAGGGAGCUGCUCUAUUCUGGAAACAUCUGCCAGCACGCAGACAGGGAGCUGCUCUAUUCUGGAAACAUCUGCCAGCACGCAGACAGGGAGCUGCUCUAUUCUGGAAACAUCUGCCAGCACGCAGACAGGGAGCUGCUCUAUUCUGGAAACAUCUGCCAGCACGCAGACAGGGAGCUGCUCUAUUCUGGAAACAACUGCCAGAACGCAGACAGGGAGCUGCUCUAUUCUGGAAACAUCUGCCAGCACGCAGACAGGGAGCUGCUCUAUUCUGGAAACAUCUGCCAGCACGCAGACAGGGAGCUGCUCUAUUCUGGAAACAUCUGCCAGCACGCAGACAGGGAGCUGCUCUAUUCUGGAAACAUCUGCCAGCACGCAGACAGGGAGCUGCUCUAUUCUGGAAACAACUGCCAGCACGCAGACAGGGAGCUGCUCUAUUCUGGAAACAUCUGCCAGCACGCAGACAGGGAGCUGCUCUAUUCUGGAAACAUCUGCCAGCACACAGACAGGGAGCUGCUCUAUUCUGGAAACAUCUGCCAGCACGCAGACAGGGAGCUGCUCUAUUCUGGAAACAACUGCCAGCACGCAGACAGGGAGCUGCUCUAUUCUGGAAACAUCUGCCAGCACGCAGACAGGGAGCUGCUCUAUUCUGGAAACAUCUGCCAGCACGCAGACAGGGAGCUGCUCUAUUCUGGAAACAUCUGCCAGCACGCAGACAGGGAGCUGCUCUAUUCUGGAAACAACUGCCAGCACGCAGACAGGGAGCUGCUCUAUUCUGGAAACAUCUGCCAGCACACAGACAGGGAGCUGCUCUAUUCUGGAAACAUCUGCCAGCACACAGACAGGGAGCUGCUCUAUUCUGGAAACAUCUGCCAGCACGCAGACAGGGAGCUGCUCUAUUCUGGAAACAACUGCCAGCACACAGACGGGGAGCAAGGAACUUGUUUAACAAAAGGGCUCAGGUCUUUGCUUUGUAUGACUAUUGACUUCUCAGAAUUGAAUAUAACAUUUGACACGCUUUAAAAUAAAAUGCUUCACAGUUUCAUCUUUAA
This is a messenger RNA of Salvelinus namaycush (lake trout), 5972 nucleotides long. RefSeq lists its product as uncharacterized. The transcript has 8 exons. Bases 4491 to 5906 code for a protein of 471 amino acids. The record is from RefSeq and is a predicted model, not a curated record. NCBI's taxonomy places the organism in Eukaryota, Metazoa, Chordata, Actinopteri, Salmoniformes, Salmonidae.